Tetrahymena thermophila SB210 is the source of this 1746-nucleotide messenger RNA. RefSeq lists its product as hypothetical. Lineage: Eukaryota; Ciliophora; Oligohymenophorea; Hymenostomatida; Tetrahymenidae. The transcript has 20 exons. The record is from RefSeq and is a predicted model, not a curated record.
AUGGAAAAUUAAGACUCAAAAAAAGAAACUCCUGCAGCUAGUAAUUAAGAAAAUAAACAAAUAAAUGAAAAUCUAUCGAACGCUAAGUUUGACAAAAAUAAAGAAGUACAAUAAUCGAACUAGGAAUAAAAUAAUGAAUUAUAAGAGUAAAUUAAACCAAUACCAAUUGAUGAAGUUAAAGAAAGAUUAAAAAGUUUGAAUUUUGGAUUUAAAUAAUAAAAUGAAAUAGAUGAAAUUAGAAAUGCAAUUAUUUAAUCUGCUACAGAAUUCAAAAUGAUCAUCUAAUAAUAAAAUAAGCUAAUAGAUGAAAAAUUUGUCAAAGAUUUCAACAACAUCAUUUAAUUGUUUGCAAGCUUAGCUGAAGUUAAUCUUAAUUUCGAAUCUACUCAAAUUACCAAAGUCUAAUUAGAAAGCCUGAUUAAAGAAUUGACUAAUUCGUGUGUUAGCUUGUAAAUAAUAGAGCUUAAUUUUAGGAAUAACAAUUUAAAUUCAAAGUGCAUCAAAAACAUACUUCAAGACCUGUCUUAACUUCUAAAAUUAAAAAAACUAACAAUAAAUUUAGAUAAUAAUUAUAUAGGAGCUUAUGGAUUAGAUAUUGCUCUUGAAGGAUGGUAAAAAGGUUUGAAUGUGGAGUAUUUAGAUAUUGAUUUUAGUAAUAAUUCAUUGUAAUUUGAUGGGGCUUUACUCCUUUUCUAAGAAAUGAAAUAUUUAAAAAAUAUUGUAUAGCUAAAAAUCAAUUUAGAAGGUAAUUCAAUUCAAAGUUAGCAGCUUGAUGAAAAAUCACUUAUGGAAGGAAUUGUUUCAUGCAAGUUAUUACAAGAGAUUGAUAUUGAUUUAUCCAAUAAUUCUAUUGGAGAUAGUGAUGUCGCUGAUAUGGCUUUACAAUUCUUUUAAGUGACAAGAUUGAAAAAAAUAAAAUUAGUUCUAUGGGAAAACUAAGUCACAUUUGAAGGAUAUUAUAACUUUUUCUAAAAUAUAUCUAAAUGCAAAUAAUUAGAAGAGCUGGAUGUUAAUUUUGAUGAUAAUUAGUUGAAUGAGAUAGACGAAAGUAUAGCAUAUAAUUUUUCAGCACUCUAUUAAAAAAUGAAUAAACUUCUUUUUCUCUCAAUAAGCUUAUGUAAUAAUUAACUUAGCAGUUUAGCGUGUUCUACAAUUUUUAAAAGAAUGGAUGUUAUUGCUGGUUUAAAAUAAUUGAAUAUCAAUUUAAGAAAAAAUAAUUUGACUGCUUAAGAUUGUAUCGAGAGUUUUGAAAAUUUUAGCAACAUUUAGUAUUUAGCUUAAUUAAAUAUAAAUCUAUCUAAAAACAGAAUCGAAAGCAACAAAUAUGGGUUUCUGAAUAAAAUAACUAGUUUUCCUUUUCUUCAAAAAUUCAGUUUAGAUUUAUCUUUAAACAGCUUUGAUGAAAAAUAUAUUGGGACGGUCUUAAAACCAUUGUCAAACACAAACUCUAUUAAGCAACUAAGCAUAAAUUUAAGUGCGUGUGGAAUAAAAAAUAUAGGAAUACAAUCUGUGGCUGAAGUUCUAUUUUAAAGCUAUGUUUAAAUUGAAAGUCUUGAAUUAAACUUAUCAAAUAAUAUGUGCUAGCUGGAAUAUUUAUAUAGCUAUUUAGAGUGCUUAAAGUAAAUGAGAAACUUGGUAUUUUUAUCAAUAAAUUUAAGAAAUAAUGGAUUAGGAAGUAUUGAGUAGGAUUAUAUAUUGAAUAUAAUAGAUAAAAAGAGAUAUAAAUAUUGUGAAUUGCUGUUUUGA